Molecule: messenger RNA, 1279 nt
Organism: Molossus molossus (Pallas's mastiff bat)
Lineage: Eukaryota; Metazoa; Chordata; Mammalia; Chiroptera; Molossidae
Gene: FBP1
Product: fructose-bisphosphatase 1
Exons: 7
Coding region: 214-1230 (338 amino acids)
Biological process (GO): fructose 1,6-bisphosphate metabolic process; fructose 6-phosphate metabolic process; fructose metabolic process
Cellular component (GO): cytoplasm; cytosol
Molecular function (GO): fructose 1,6-bisphosphate 1-phosphatase activity
Source: RefSeq, a predicted model, not a curated record
CACCAGUUGGGGCGGGGCCGGCGCGGAGGUGUUUCCUGGGUGGGGACGGUGACCCGGUGCCUAUAGGUGUCCCUGGGACUCACCGGGCAUCUAUCUAGGGCCAGUUACGCUCUGAGCGGUGCAGACACAGCUGCCCAGGUCCGACCUUCCAGCGCGACCCCGCCACGUUCCUCCCGCCACCAGCCACCCUGCGCACAGCAGCCCGGCCCCAGCAUGACAGACAAGGCGGCCUUCGACACGAAUAUUGUCACCCUGACCCGCUUCGUCAUGGAAGAGGGCAGGAAGGCCCGCGGCACGGGCGAGAUGACCCAGCUGCUCAACUCGCUCUGCACCGCGGUCAAAGCCAUCUCCACGGCGGUGCGAAAGGCGGGCAUCGCCAACCUUUAUGGAAUUGCUGGCUCUACCAAUGUGACAGGUGAUCAAGUGAAGAAGCUUGACGUCCUCUCCAAUGACAUGGUCAUUAACGUGUUACGGUCAUCCUUUGCAACCUGUGUGCUUGUGUCAGAAGAAGAUAAACAAGCCAUAAUUGUAGAACCUGAGAAAAGGGGUAAAUAUGUGGUCUGUUUUGAUCCCCUUGAUGGAUCCUCCAACAUCGACUGCCUUGUGUCCAUUGGAACCAUUUUUGGCAUCUACAGAAAGAACUCCACUGAUGAGCCUUCCGAGAAGGACGCCCUGCAGCCCGGCCGCAACCUGGUGGCUGCUGGCUACGCCCUCUACGGCAGUGCCACCAUGCUGGUCCUGGCCAUGGCCUGUGGCGUCAACUGCUUCAUGCUGGACCCGGCCAUUGGAGAGUUCAUCUUAGUGGAUAAGGAUGUGAAGAUCAAAAAGAAAGGGAACAUCUACAGCAUCAAUGAGGGCUACGCCAAGGACUUUGAACCUGCUGUCACCGAGUACAUCCAGAGGAAGAAGUUCCCCCCAGAUAACUCAGCCCCCUACGGCUCCAGGUACGUGGGCUCCAUGGUGGCUGAUGUCCACCGCACCCUGGUCUAUGGAGGGAUCUUUCUGUACCCAGCUAACAAGAAGAGCCCCAAAGGAAAGCUGAGACUACUGUAUGAAGGUAUCCCAAUGGCCUAUGUCAUAGAGAAGGCUGGAGGAUUGGCUACCACUGGGAAGGAAGCUAUACUGGACAUCGUUCCCACUGACAUCCACCAGAGGGCGCCAGUCAUCCUGGGGUCCCCUGAAGACGUGACUGAGUUCUUGGAGAUAUACAAGAAGCAUGCUGCCAAAUGAAGAGCUGACUUUGCCCACACAAAAAAAAAAAAAAAAAAAAAAAAAAAAA